AGUAGUGGUAAACGGCCCUGCGUGAUACACAGCUGAUCAGUCGUUCCGCGACGGACAAGUUGUUUUGAUAUCUCUAUUCGUGACUCGAUAGUGCAAAUCGAAGCGUUUUCUGCAUGGAAUGACAGUGAAUCGUGCGUAAGAAUAUUCCGUAUACAUGCCAUUGUUUAUGUGCUCUAUGCAAUUUGAAGGAGUAACGAAAGCAGAAGGCACGGGCGGUGGUGUAACCCCAGUGAAAUUAUACAGAAUAUCAUAUUGCGGGUUACUGUUGGUGGCGUCGUCGAGUCAAUUGGAUCGCAGAUACUUCCCGUUUCAACAAUUUCGAAGGAAAUCGUUUAUGCGAACGUCGGGGUCUAUGACCGGUUCACGAGGCUUGCCUUAUCAGAGAAACAGAAAAAGCUACGGUCUAACCGUGACCUCCAGCAUUAGAUUGAAAUUGAUGAAGUCCGAAGCGAUCGAAGAGGAGGACACGACUGCUGAUCCUGCAGUUUGUGAACAUUGAUGCUGGUCACUCAUAGGCCACGAUAUUAUCUAUUCGGUGUAAUUCGGUGCACUAUCGUUUCUCUUUAUAUUCCUCUCUCGCUUAUUUCUUUCUACUUUUUCUGUUAAUUCCCGUGAUAUUUUUAAGGCUUAAUCAAGUUGAGUUAUUAGAGCGUUUGAGUGCCGACGGGCAACGUUAGAUUUUCUUUCUUCGCAACGAAACAACGGAUUCUCGUUUCGCUUUUCCUUUGUAUAAUUACAUUCAGAUAUACAUAUAUAUUGUACAUGUGUAUACGCGCGCGCGCGCUAGUGUGAACGGAAAAGAAAAGGUUGAUGACAAUGCAACGAGUCCAAGAUCAAGACAAUGGUAUCAACAUCAAAUUCGGUGCAAGCAAAAAUAAGAAAGGAAACUAUAGACUUGUAUCGCAGCACUCUGAGAACGAGAAAAAAAGCAACUUCAAUGGGACCAAUAAACAAGUUAAAAAUGUAACAACUGAAGAGGACCUAGUCCCACCGGAUGGAGGAUGGGGAUGGCUUGUACUUUUAGCAUCCGUUAUGGUCAAUCUACUAAUUCCAGGAACAGUGAAAUCCUUUGGUGUUUUAUUUGUUGAAUUUCUAGAAGUUUUUGAUGCAUCACCUUCUGCAGCUGCUUGGAUACCAGCUUUAUGCUAUUUUUUGUAUAGUUCACUUGGACCCCUUUCCAGUGUACUAUCAGUUAAAUACUCCUAUAGAACAGUGACUUUAUUGGGAGGAACAUUUGCUGCUGCAGGAAUGAUGCUAAGUUAUUUUGCCAACUCUGUGGCCUUCUUGUGUGUCAGUUAUGGUGUUCUGGUAGGAACUGGAGCAGGGUUAUCUUUUCCCCCAACUGUGUAUAUAGUAACUUCAUACUUUGUACGGUUACGUGGACUUGCAAAUGGGCUCUGCAUAUCUGGUAGUGCAUUAGGUUCGAUAUUUCUUCCACCCAUCCUAGGAAUUCUUCUACGAGAGUAUGGUUACAGAGGUGCAGUAUUAAUAAUGGGUGCUGUUACUUUGAAUGUAUGGGCGAGUGCUCUUUUGUACGAACCGGUGGAAAGGCACAUGGUACCAGCAUCGUCGUCGAGCAAAUCGAACGACGUCGACUUGGAGGUCGCCUCGGUCACAGUAGCUAGUCCCGAAGAUGAGAAGCAAUCGAAUCAUGUUGUUUCUUCUUCGAACGAAAACGAAAAAGCCGCGCCAAUGGUACCAAAGAGUGCGUCCAGUGUCGCUUUAGAGUAUUACAAGAAUACGCCAGUUCAAGGUCGAACGAGAAAAAUUAGCAUGCCCACGGGACGGGAGAUAACAGGCCAGAUGCACAGCACUCCGGCGUUACACGCUGUUCCGGAACGGGGCGGAGAUUCUGCCAGACUAUCGAAACGUCAGAAAUCGCCUUUACAGUCACCGAGCAUGUCAUCUUUUAAUUAUAUCAGCACGCCGUACCAUGGAAGCACGCUUUCCGCUAUACAUCCGGAAAGGGCGUCUACGUUGACCUUGAACGCAAUAUCGAGCACCUUCACGAGGAAGGGUACCGAAGAAACGAACAAGAACGAAGUAAAAGAGAAGAAGAACAAAUUCUUUGACUUUAGUUUAUUGAAGGAUCCUAUUUAUCUGGUAAUCUUGGUUUCGAAUUCAACGAACGCUGUCAGUUAUACGAAUUUCGUCAUCUUAUUACCGGCGUACGCUAUUUCGUUGGGUUUCGACAAAAAUAUGUCUUCCCUUCUUCUUUCGACCGUCUCUAUAUUAGACCUAAUAGGACGUAUCGGAGGUUCAGCGCUAUCCGAUGUCUCGAUCAUGCCAAAGCAUUGGUAUUUCGUUGGCGGUUUGUUCAUUUCUGGAAUCUCGUUGGCUCUUCUCCCCAUAGCCACAAGCUACACCAUCCUGUCGGUUUAUUGCGGUGUUUUCGGAUUAGCUUCCGGUAUUUACGUUGGUAUCACCGCGGUUAUAAUGGCCGAUAUGUUAGGGACCGAGAAGUUAACUUCCUCCUAUGGUAUCUCGUUGUUCGUAAAUGGAAUCAUACAGUUGGUUGGCCCUCCAAUCUGCGGCGUUGUAUUUGAACAAAUCGGCAGUUACGGGCCGAUCUUCAGCAUCUUAGGAAUUAUUCUAGUGGUAGGCGCGUCGUUGUGGGGUUUUGUUCCAUUUAUUAGGAAACGACAAAAAGUCGCAGAGAAAGCGAAUACAAUUGAAAAACUAUAGUUUAUUCACUAACUGGCAUAUUUCAUUAUGGACGACAAGAGCUUAAUUAUAUGGUCAUUGUAGAAUUUCAUCUAACAUGUAUCGAUUACAAUACAAUAUAUACAUAUAAACACACACACACACACUCACACACACGCGCACACACACGAUAACGAGAGACAUGUUUACGAAAUACUGUGAUGUUAGAAUGAAUGUUAUGUAUGUAAGUACAUAUAUACUACUGGCACUGUGAUGACGUUAUAUAUAUACAUCCACGCGUACAUUUUCAAGUGGAUUAAUAAGGAAACAAUUUUCAAAAGAUAUAUUUUUAAAAAAGACAAAGGUUCUCCUUUCUCGUAAAUUGGAAGUGUCUUGCCUUACAUUUGAAAAGAAAACUUAUUUCGCGGAAGUAAGUUGUUAUUAGUACUAAAGUAAAAUAUAUGAAUAUAUUUAAGUACUUAGUUUAGAAAAUGUUCUAAUUGCUGGUGCUAACGUAAUAAGUAAAACAAAAAAAUGAAAGAUGCAAUAAUAUAAUUUAACCCUUUCGCUUCGGCAGUCCAGUUCGGCGAAGUACUGUUACUGAACGGAAACGCGCGCCACAAAUACGCACAGUGUGCGUGGUUGCUGUAUAUAUGUUUGCCUAAGUCUUAAAUAACAAUAAUUCUUGUAAGAACCGUAUAUGAAAUAUACGCUUCACUGUCAAUGGGUUUAAUAGAUUUUUAAGAUGAAACGGUAUACGAUCGUUUGGAUGUUUGAAAUAUAUUGUGUGAAACGUUUUGAUGUUGUUUCAACAAUGAGUAAUUUUAAGAAGUAAUAUGUCAAUAAAAUCAACAGAAAAUGUUCUGCCGAUAACGAAAAAAUAUAUUAUUGACUACAGAUAGCAGUUGUAUAUGCAUCAUUUAGAUGCCAGAUAUAUGGGGUGCCGGACUCAGGAGUUGUCGCGUGGUCGCCGCCUAUAUGCGGUACUCGUACCCACAGGUCAUCUCGCGGAUGCCGCCUAUAAGCGGCGCUCAAAGCGAAAGGGUUAAUGCAUGUAAAAUAAUCUUAGUGUAUGUAUAAUUGUAUAAAGCAAAGGUUGAGUACUUGUACACUUCUCUUAAGGAAAGAAUAUGCAGUAAUUCCUAUUAUUAUAUACACGUAAAUAUUGAAUAUAGGAUCAGUCAAUUUCGUUCUUGAUUCAAUUUGUUUACAACUCACCGAAAAAUAUGCCUUAAAAUUAGGAUAUAAGCACUUUGUAAUUAACGAAUUACGUUUAUAUUAUACAAUAUUUAAAAUGUAAAACGAUACAAAAUGCGCAUAUUUCACUUGAAGUUAUCUUACACGGAAAAUACAUAAAUUGUUCAUGCUACUAGGGUCAAUAAACAAAUUACUAAAAAUUUUCGUUGUCAUACUUUGUAUCUAUUUUAUUGAAAAGAAUGCACGGUAGUAUUAAAUAAAUAUUAAUAUGAAGACUAAAACAUGUUUCUUUUAAUACAUGUUUAUAACAUACAAUAAAAAUGUAAUUUACUUUUUA
Molecule: messenger RNA, 4177 nt
Organism: Bombus terrestris (buff-tailed bumblebee)
Lineage: Eukaryota; Metazoa; Arthropoda; Insecta; Hymenoptera; Apidae
Gene: hrm
Product: monocarboxylate transporter 12
Exons: 5
Coding region: 811-2685 (624 amino acids)
Biological process (GO): transmembrane transport; monocarboxylic acid transport
Molecular function (GO): monocarboxylic acid transmembrane transporter activity
Source: RefSeq, a predicted model, not a curated record